AUGUCUUUUUCAUUAAAUAGUUUACUAACAAAACUAUUGUUGCUACAAGUAUUUUAUAUUAUUGUAGCUUCUACUACCAAUACUGGUGAGGAAUAUCCGGAUUUCCCUGAACCUUUAACCAAAACUAACUUUAAUGAAAGUCUAUCUAAAGGGUUACACAUAGUUGAGUUUUACAGUCCUUAUUGUUCACAUUGUAAGCACUUAGAACCUAUUUGGAAAGAAACUUGGAAACAAUUCCAAAAAGAAAGUCAUAAAUUAAAUAUUUAUUUUAACCAAGUUAAUUGCGUAGAAAGUGGUGAUUUAUGCCAUGAAGAAAAUAUUGAAGCCUUCCCCACAAUUAGGUUAUACAAUAAAGAUGGAGUAAUUAAGACAUAUCCAUCAAAUGGUGAAAGGUCAGUGGCAGGGUUUUUAAAAUUUGCAAGAAAUGAGGCUAAAAAUCCAGAUAAUUUUGAUGAAGUUGGAUUAAAUUCCAAAAGUAUUCCUUUGAGCGAUGUUGAGUUUGUUGAUAUGAUAUCUGGAAAAUCUAAUGAACCUUAUUUAGUUUCUUUUUGGCCAACUGAAGAUAUGACUAAAUUAGAUUCCAAAAACGUGGAAUUUUUUGAUUGUGAGGAAUGUAAUGCAUUUAUAAGAACGUGGAAACAGGUAACAAACAAAUUGUCAUUUUCCGGGAUCAAAACUGGACACUUGAACUGUGUUAAAUAUCCUAUCCUUUGUAAACAUUUAGGUUAUUCCAAAUUAUCGAAAAAAUAUACCUUUGACGAUGAUAGAAGACCAGCAGUAGCAAUGAUAUUGCCAAACAAAACUACAAACAAUCUUUUCAAAUAUAAUCAUGGUUACAGUUUAAAUCCAUCUGAUUAUCAAGAUUUUGCGGAAAGUCUUUUUGAGAAUAAUUUAUUAUCUGAAAUUAGUAAAGCAGAAUUAUUAUCAAAAAUGAGAUAUAAAUUUGAUUUUAAAAAAGAUAGCAUUAUUCCAAUUGAUGAGCAGACUAUAAGUGUUGUCUUUGUAUAUGACCCGAAAACAGUAGUUCCUGAAGAUUAUGACGUAUUUGAGUAUCUUUUAGAACCAUUAUCUAAAUUCCCAAACAUUCGUUUAUACCAGUCAAAUGAUGAUAUUAUGAAGUUACCUACAGUAGGAUAUUAUGAGUUUAAUAAAAUAAUUAAUUAUAAUUUUACAGAAGGAACUAAAUCACCUAACGAAGAAUACCUCACUAUGGCAACAUUAACUCAGUUACCAACAUUGCUUUUAUUUAAAGAUGGGGAUUUGAUUCCAAAAGUUUUUCAUGGUUAUUCUACUACAGAAAUGAGAAACCCAAAUUUAAUCAUGAAAUGGAUUGAGGAAAAUUCUUUACCACUUUUCUCCAAAGUAGAUUCCUCUAAUAUCGAAAGGUUAAUCGAUUUUCAACCAGAAUUGUAUAACAGUUUAUCCUUAGUAUGUGUUCAAACUAAAGAUGAUCCAAGUGAAAAGGAAAAGAAAAAUAUGAAUCAUAAAAAAUAUAUAAUACAAAAUUUUUUGAUCUCUCAUUAUGAUUAUGAUAAUGUUAGAAUGAAUUAUAUGUUCGAAAAAAUUCUAAAAAGAAGACAGAAGAAGGAUGCGAUAGUAAAGGCAUUAAGAGAAAAGCAAUCUAGUACAAAGAAAGUAGUGGCUGCUAUGCGAUAUGAAAUUUUACAUGAAGAUAAUCUGCAAAACAUAUUAGGAUAUGUAGAUUUACAUGAUGUUAGUACUUUGAUAGAAAAAUUAACCGGUCAGCCAUUUGAGGGGAAUUUGAAGGAAGGUGAUGUUCUGCUGAUUGACAAGACUAACAGACAACUUCAUUUUACAAAGAUAAGUGGUGAUAUAAGAGAUUCAAAUUCACCAUAUGUUUUAAAAGAAAAUUUGUUGUCAAUAAAUAUUCCUGAAAAAUCACAGUUUAGGUCAUUUGAUAAUUCUUUAUCAAUAAGAAUCGGUGGUAAAAAACAAUAUAAAAAUUUUGGAAAGAGUUUUAUAAUUGUAAUUGGUCUUAUCGUUGUCAUUUAUUUCAUUAUUCCUAGAAUAGUAAAUAUCAUUAAGCAAAUUAAAAGAAACAGAAACUAUGACGCCAAAAGAGACACUAUUGGUUUGCUGGGUAAUUUCGAAAAACAGUCAAUCCAUGACAAAUACAAAUGA
Molecule: messenger RNA, 2142 nt
Organism: Arxiozyma heterogenica
Lineage: Eukaryota; Fungi; Ascomycota; Saccharomycetes; Saccharomycetales; Saccharomycetaceae
Gene: EPS1
Product: protein disulfide isomerase EPS1
Exons: 1
Coding region: 1-2142 (713 amino acids)
Biological process (GO): protein folding
Cellular component (GO): endoplasmic reticulum
Molecular function (GO): protein disulfide isomerase activity
Source: RefSeq, a predicted model, not a curated record